This is a messenger RNA of Oppiella nova, 353 nucleotides long. The record is from the annotation of a GenBank genome assembly. Lineage: Eukaryota; Metazoa; Arthropoda; Arachnida; Sarcoptiformes; Oppiidae.
CUUAAUAUUGAUAUUAUAUAAAUGUUAUUACAAAGUGUAUAACUAUACUAGUUAAUUUCUGAACACAAUUAAGUAAUUUAUUUGUAAAAAUGAGAGAUAAGGCGUUUGACAUAUGCCGGACAUUUCUAAGUGGACAGUGGGAUAACAUUUCAAGCGAUGAUUUAAUAAUUAAUAAAAUUAGUAUAGGGCUAAGCAAUCAAUUGUAUAUCUGUUCCCUACCGGAUAAUCAUAAACCUAUUGGUGAUGAGCCCAGGGAUGCACUGUUGCGACUGUACGGCCAGACCAUCGAUGGGGACGACUAUAAAGUGACGGAUUCGCUGAUAACGAUGUUAUUGUCUGAACGCAGAUUAGGU